This is a messenger RNA of Cantharellus anzutake, 954 nucleotides long. RefSeq lists its product as uncharacterized. The coding region runs from base 273 to 755 and encodes 160 amino acids. The record is from RefSeq and is a predicted model, not a curated record. NCBI's taxonomy places the organism in Eukaryota, Fungi, Basidiomycota, Agaricomycetes, Cantharellales, Hydnaceae. The transcript is spliced from 4 exons.
UGUGCCGAGGCUGCCGUGGAUUUCAAAUCCAUCGUGCCCCACGCGCCCCGAUCCACAUCCUAACAUCCCAUUUCAUUGUGACGUACAUAUCUUAUUUGCCGAUUCCCGGAUUCCCGUGCUACGGCACACUCGCCGAAGAACCUUCAUCCAGUUUUGGAGACGAUACCUGAGCCUAAGGUGUAUUGAUAUUAACUAGGUUGACUUCAGGUUCAACAAUCCGAUCUACCAUUACUCGCUCCUCGCGGACGUCGUCACAUCCAGAUACUCGCACAAUGAAGACUAGCAUCUUGACCUCCAUCCUUUCCGUCGGUUUUUUCUUCCUCAUCUCCCCAGCUCUCGCCCUCGUUGGCAGCAUUUCCGCACCCACAACCGUUCUCCACCCAGGUCAUAAAUUCACCGUAACAUUCCAUACAUCCCUCUACAUCCAAAACAACCUCCAAUUCUACGCUCUCUUCGGGAUAUGGCCUUCACCAGGCUUGGGCGAAUCAUACUUGGGAAUUCCUAUUCCAGCUGUUGGCCCCGUCCCUGGUGCAGAUGGUGGACUAGGAUUGGGUAACUUUCGAGUUGGACCCAGUGGGAAGGGAAAGCUGGGCAUCGAUGUUGGUGGGAUCGAUUUAUUACCUGUGGAUUUGACGACGCCGGGAAAUCGAACGACGAACUAUACACUUCAAACGGGUGUGCUUGGGACGGUGGGAGCAUCCGGACUGACAACGCUGUCCUUUCACAACACGACAAUCAGGAUCAAGUCACCCUAAUCUCCCGGUGGUCCCCAGUAAUAUCGACCCAAUCAGCAACGUCGCAUCGAUUCCCCUUUCGUCGUCGGAUGAAUACUAUGUGUAGAUAGAUCCCUACAUGCAGUUCGUUUAGGUCCUUGGACACACACGAUUGGCACGCCUCUCAUGAGACCCCUUUCCAUCACUCACAAACGGAAUGGACGUUAUAUUCGGAUUCCUC